Molecule: messenger RNA, 9498 nt
Organism: Mytilus trossulus (common blue mussel)
Lineage: Eukaryota; Metazoa; Mollusca; Bivalvia; Mytilida; Mytilidae
Product: glycoprotein-N-acetylgalactosamine 3-beta-galactosyltransferase 1-like
Exons: 3
Coding region: 40-1308 (422 amino acids)
Cellular component (GO): membrane
Molecular function (GO): N-acetylgalactosaminide beta-1,3-galactosyltransferase activity
Source: RefSeq, a predicted model, not a curated record
AGCAAAGCUCACACCCGCCGCUAUCGAAAAACUGUCAACAUGGCAGCAAGUGCUAGUCUUACACAGAAAGGAAUAGUCCUCUUUUUACUAGGAAUUGUUCUUGGAUUCUUAAUGACAUUUUUAUUUUCUAAUCAAUUUGAUCUUAGUAAUCAAAUCCGUCAAGUACCAAAUGGUGGUUUUAUUCCUAAUAGUCCACACAGCCACGGAGAGAUGGACCAUCUAAAAGGUCCAGACGAAUCUGUUGACUGGUCAGAAGCUCAUUUCCACAGUCACGCGGAGGAGUCAAGCCAGUUAGCAAAGGAGUUAGAAAAGGAUGUCCGUGUUCUUUGUUGGAUCAUGACCAAUCCAAGUAAUCAUCAAUCAAAAGCUAAACAUGUGAAAGCCACAUGGGGUAAGAGAUGCACCAAACUUAUAUUUAUGAGUUCAUCAGAAGAUAGUCAUCUCCCUGCAGUAGCUUUACCUGUACACGAAGGUCGGGACAAUCUAUGGGCAAAAACAAAAGAAGCAUUCAAAUAUUUGUACAAAAAUCAUUUAAACGAUUACGAUUGGUUUAUGAAAGCAGAUGAUGAUACAUAUGUUAUUGUUGAAAAUUUGCGUUAUUUUUUGCAUGAUAAAGACCCGAAGUCUCCUGUUUAUUAUGGCCGUAGGUUUAAACCCUAUGUUAAACAAGGCUACAUGAGUGGAGGGGCUGGGUAUGUUCUAAGCAGAGAAGCGACAAAAAUAUUUGUAGAGAAGGGUAUAAAUAUUCCUGGGACAUGUAGAACUGAUGCUGGUGGGGCAGAGGAUUUAGAAAUAGGACGGUGUCUGGAAAAGAUUGGUGUAAAAGCCGAGGAUAGUAGAGAUGAAUCUGGAGGAGAAAGAUUUAUGCCGUUUGUACCAGAACAUCACUUGAUUCCUGGAAUUCUACCAAAAGAUAUGUGGUACUGGAGUUACAAUUAUUACCCUGCAAAACAGGGUCCAAGUUGUUGCAGUGAUUUUGCUAUAACCUUUCACUACGUUGCACCCAACAUGAUGUAUGUUUUGGAAUAUUUGGUAUAUCACUUGAAACCUUAUGGUUAUGGUCAAGUUUACACCAAAGUACAGCAAUGUGAUAAUAAAAAUAAUGAAGAUAGCAAAAAAUUGACUUCAACAAAACCAGAAAAUAAUGUGAAAGUAAAAAAUAUAGAACAUGUUUUAGAUAAGACUAUGAAUAGUGUUAUAGAUAAGACUGAGGGUAAAGAGAAUAUAGAUAGGACUGAGGGUAAAGAGAAUAUAAAUAGUGAUAAAAAUCUAGAAACUGUAGAAGAUAAAGGAAUGCAACCAUCAUGAUAAGUACCGGUGCUGUCACUUAUUUCUCAUUUCCAUAUUUGUGAAGCUGUAACCACUGCUGUUAAGAAUCAAUGUUUGUGAAGCUGUAACCACUGCUGUUAAGAAUCAAUGUAACUGUAAUUAUUACUUAGUCAUUUUGUCAUUUAGAUAUUUUAUAUCAAUUCUGUAUAACAUGUAAACAGUCAUUUUGUCAUUUAGAUAUUUUAUAUCAAUUCUGUAUAACAUGUAAACUGUAUACUGUUGUGUUUUCAGAUAUUUAUUUAUGUUACUUUUAACCAAAGUUUCACGUUCUAAAGAUUUGUUUCUCCUUAACCCAAAUAAUGUAAAUAAUUAAUAAUAAAAAUGUGUAAAAAAAGGAAAGAUGUAACAAUAUAGGACAAACAAUUAUAUAAAAUACAAUGUACAGGGGAAUUUUUCAAAUGAACAUUAUUUUGUAUCUAAGGCAAACUAUGAUCAAAUAUUGUUAAAUUAGAUUUAAGAUUUGGUAUGCAGCUGUAUAAAAUUUACUGUAAGAUGAAUAGAGACAAUUAUUGGUAAAAAGCAAACUAUGCAAAGGUAGAUUGAUCAAAAAGCUAUAUUAAUUUAUAUUUGACAUGAAGAUGAUAGUGAUUGAUUUGGGAUAGUAUAUGGUGGGCAGCUCCAGCUGUUACCAUGCACUAACGUCAGAACAAAUUAUUCCACUUCAAAUGUUCUGAUAUUGUGUCUGAUGACAAACAACAAAAUUUAAUUAGAUUUUUCACUUUUACUUUCUGGGAGUUAUUGUCCUUUAUUGAUUGAUGGUGGUGCCAUCUGUGAAUUAUGUCAAUUAAUGGGAUUACCUGAGGACAGCUGAUCGAAUUUCAUUUAAAGUUUAUAUAUGUAAUUCUUGAUAACAAGAUGGAGGCAAAUAUCAAUAUUAAAGAAUUUAUUUGCAGUUCAUUUAUACUUAAUAAUGUACUUAGGUGAAACUAAAAAAAUCAAGAAUUUAAAAUUGCUACUUUUAAGUCGGAAGAACAAUUUACUUAAGGAACAAAAUAAGCUAAAAAUAUUGAUAGCUCAUAGAGUUUCUUGUACAUGAUAUUUUUAAUUUUAGGAAAGUGCUGACUUUUACCUUAUAUUUCAUUGGUAUUAUUUGGUUCUCAAAUCAAAAGAAAAGAAAUCAAGAAUCUGAAUAAAUUUUGGUGAAAGACCUUUUAUCAGCUAUUAAUUAAGUCUUGUAUGAAAAGAUAAAUGUGUGUUAUGGGACAAAAUAUUUUACCUUUUAUUGUAUGAAAAAAAAUUGAGGAGUCCUUACAUCCGACGCAAGUUUUAAAACCCCACUUUAGUACAUUCUUUAGUGUAAUAGUGUUGAGGAAUUUAUGUCAUAUCUGUGUAAUACAUGUACAUUGUACAUUUGAAACAGUAAAACUAAUCUUUUAUUCAAUUUUUUCAAUUUUAUGUUAAAAAAAUUACAUCGACAGCUUUCAGUAGUAAUGGUCUUUGAUUGAUUAAAACAUGUGUAAAAUGGGGCUUAAUGUCUUUGUAGUGGGGUAACUUUUAAACCUUUCAAACAAUUUAAAAUUUUCAAUGAUACAUAUAUGUUAUUUAAAAAUUAAGUUUGUUAUUGACAUUUUCAUUUUUGUAGUUUUUGAUUCUUUUGAAUAUGGUGAUUUAUGCUGUUUUUGAUGGGAUUAACUUCAGAACCAUUAGCCACUGAUGUUCAAACACAUUUUAUUUUUCUGAUGACAAAUCAAAUGCAUUCAUGUAAAAGUUUUUACUUUUGUAGAUCAGAGUUGUGAUCAUUGAUUGAUUGAAUAAAGAAGGAUCUGUAUGUCCCUCCCAUGAAACAACCUGAUAAAUGUUCAACCAAUAGAAUCUAUUUAUAUUUUACGUCAGACAAAUAAAGUCAAGGUCAACAUUUGGUCAAUCACCAUUUUUAUGACUUUUUACCUUUGAUUGCUAAACAGUGAACAGAUUGCUGUCUAUUUGACUUCUUUUUGUUUUUUCUCUUUUACCAAUUUUUUUUACAGAGGUUUUAUGUUAUGUGAUAUUAAUCUAGGUAAAUAUUUCAUAUUCAUUUUGAGUACACAUUUCUCAACAGAAUAUUUUUGUGUUACACAAAUGUAUUUAAUUUUACGUAAUUUUUGUAUUUGUUUCAUUUUUUUCAAAUUGAAAUAAAAGGAGAUAUAAAUCAGAUAAUUAAAAAGGAAUUUGGAAUCAUCUAUUUUAUUUUGUGUAAAGAAAAAAAGUUCAUUGGCCCCAAUUUUAAUAUUUAUUUUCUGAAAGGACAUUAAAACAGCUGUUUUGUCAUGCAAUAUCAAUCUAUUUAAACAAAUAUUUGUUCAGUGCAUUUUAGACAAGAAAUAAUAUAAGUAAAUAAUAGCUGAAAGGAAUUUCCUUUUUUUUACAACCAUUUUCUCAAGAGAACUGUUGUUCUUAUUUUCUCAAAUAAGCUUCUUUAUAAUCAUGUGACAUUGUUUCUUUGCUGUCUACUUACCAUGGCAAAUACGUUAAAACUAGUCAAUAAAUAUAUAUUUAUAUAUAUAAAUGUGUUAAACCAUAUUCAGAUUAUUUUAUAUUUUUGACAUAUAUUUUUAUAUAAGUAUCAAAUCCAAUAAGAAAUAUGAAGCAACAUUUAGUGUUUAAUGUGACUAUUUUAUGUCCUUCCCUACCCUGUGACUUGAGAAAAUUUGAUUUUGUGGGGCUAAGUUUAGAAGAAAUCACAUUUUAUAUCCCUCCCAUCCUUGUUACUUGAGAAAUAUUUCAUUUCUUGGGACUUGACAUUUUAUGACCCUACCAUGUCUUUCGAAACAACAUUCCAUAGGUCUUUAUUAAUAUAAAUCAUUCUAAUGCAACAACGUUUGUAACGUUCAUUUUGAUUGGAUAACGUCACUUUCUUACAUGGCAUCAAUUGACAAUCAAUUGACAAUUGAUGCUAUGGGAUGUAAGCGCAAGCACAGACGGCAUAUGAUAGAUUUUAAAUACAUGUUAACGUUGUUUUCUGUCAAUUUCGCGUCGCCAGUAAACUUAAUUUGCGACCAUCAAAUCCCCAAUUGAUGCCGUCGGAGCUUAAAAUACAAUACAGUUAUCUCCUAAGUAAAACCAGUCCAUCCUAGUCCAUCCUAGCCUGUUUGAUAUCUAUAUGUUUUUUUCAAGCUUUUUUUUCUCUCUGUGAAACAAAACUGAGAUAUGAAGUUGCCAAUUGUAUAAUAUGAUUGUGGAUGACUUGUUUGUUCCUUGAACACCAUAUAGUUAGAACAAUUAGGUCAAAUGUCUAUGUAUGUGUCUGACUGAAUACAAUUAGGUAAAAUGUCUAUGUAUGUGGCUGACUGUCGCGCUACGAGAACUAAACAAAGUAUAUAUAGUAAAAAUGAUUACCACUAGAGCAUUUUGCAUGUACUUUAAUUUAUAAGAAAUACAUUUGUGUUUGACAGAUUUCAACUGAUAUUUAGCUAUGCUUUAUAUUUAUAGUCAGAAAUUUCAACAAGAUAUGUGUCACAAAGAAAAAAAGGUUGCAAUUUAAAUUUUGAUAGCAUUAUUUGUGUUCAGCAUUUUCCAAAAUCGCCAAAAAAAACAAACUGUCACAUUUAUACCGAUUGUCCAACAAUGUCAAUAAUAAAUGGACAUGGUAAUAUUUGAAUUUACAGUAUGUAGACCAAAUGGUCAAAGUAUUCUUUGUUAGUUCCAUAUUCAAUGUGAUAAUAUUGUUUUUAGAUGAAAUGGUUUGCUGCACUUUAGUUUUGCUUUGCCAUUUUUUAUAGAGUUGUAGACUGGGUCAUUAGUGUUUUAUAUACAUGUAUCUCGUUACCUUUUCUCCAUCACAGAACAUUUUUAUUGGUGCCUUAUUCAGAUAUAACUGUAAAUAACCAAGAUUUGUUAACAAUUUUUUAGUUUUUUUUAUGUUUAAACAUGAUUUGGUUGAUUUAAUUUAUAUUUGGAUGUUUGUACGUAUUUAGAGAAUAGGCAUUAUUAUUUGUGAACUCUUAGAAAUCCUUAUUACAUGCUGUAAAUUGUGAAUGUUUUAUGUGGUACAUAUUAGCAUAUUUUCUAAAAAGAAUUUGAAAUAGUGUAUAUGUACAGUCAGAAAUAGAUGAUCAGAGGUGGAUUUAGGGGGGAGGGGUUGAUUAUUUAGGGAAUCACUGAAGCGUGAAGGGAGCAGACCCCCACUUGUGAAUAUUUCUAGAUCCGCCACUGAUGAUAUUUAUGCUCUCUAACAUUACGUGUAAGAUUGAAUGCAAUCUGUUUUUUAUCAGUUAAAAAGUAAACUUCAACCUUUCCACUCAAUCACUAAAUAUGUAAAUUAGUUUUGAUACUCAAAGUAUAUAAUGUUCUAACAUUAAUAUUUUUGUACAGAUUUAGUGUUUUUAACAUUGCUGUAUAAUUAGUUUGAUAUUUCACUAUUGACUCAAUCCAGUAUGCGUUUAUGUCAUAGCUAUUUAUAUAAUUUCCUAUUUUACUUUAAGACAAUCUCUUUUCAUAUUGAACCUUUACAAUUAAGCUUACCUUAUUAGUAAACACUCUCUACCAGCCUUACAUAACUGGUAGUGGAAAACAUCCUGCCACCAAACCUACACUAUUGUUGAAUACCUGCCAUUCAACUGACUACAGUGUUAUCUCCCUUGGUACUAAGCUUACCCUAUUGAUAAACCUCUUGCUACAAAGCCUACAAUCAUCUUAAUUUACCAUAUUGGUAAACACCAUUCUACCAAACUACCUGUAAUAGUUAGCUGCCUACUAUCAAGCUUAUUAUCAUAUUGGUAAAAGUCCUACCACCAAGCAUAUACCAUAUUGAUAAGCCUUCUGCUACCAAAAUUACCUUAUUGGUAAAAUGUUGGUAAACUCAAGCAUCCCAUAUUGGUAAACCUUUGCUACUAAACUAGCUUGUUUAGCUUCACGUUGCCAAUCUUACACUAUUGGUAAACCCUUGCUGUCAACCUUACCAUAUUGGUAAACCCCUAACUACCAAGCUUACCAUAUUGGUAAACCCCUAACUACCAAGCUUACCAUAUUGGUAAAUCCCUGCCACCAAACUUAUCAAAUUCGUAAAUCCCUGCCACCAAGCUUAUCAAAUUGGUAAAUCCCUGCCACCAAGCUUAUCAAAUUGGUAAAUCCCUGCCACCAAACUUAUCAAAUUGGUAAAUCCCUGCCACCAAGCUUAUCAAAUUGGUAAGUCUCCUACUAAUUACAAACAAGAAGCAUUAUAAUCAUCUACAUCUCAUUCAUCAGUAAAUAUUUAUAGUACUCAUUUGCAAUGCGUACAUCUGCUUUUCAUUAGAGUGUGUAUGGGGUAUCACAAAAGCAAAAUAUGGUAAUUUACUUUUUUCUUCAACUAUAGGUUGUACCACUGAUAUGAGUGUUGGAGAGGGGAUUAGGUUAUAUUUAUAGAUUUAUCAAUGUUAUUUUCAAUCGAGAGGUUGUUUCUCUGCUGCAAUCUCAUGGAAUGGCGACAGCUUAGAAACAUAUUCCAGUUUGAAAGAUCUUUGAUAAACUUACAAAGUGAUAGGACAUUGGAAUAGGUCAAUUCAAUUCAAUUCAAUUCAAUUCAAAGCUUUAUUUAUAGUCGGCAUGUCAUAUAUAACAAAUAAACAUAAGCUCUCUGAGCUUUUAUAACCGACAAACGCAUACAUUUACAUAACAAUAAUACACAAUACAAAUAUUAAAACAUAAAAGACAUAGAACAUACAUUUCAUGCACAUUUAGACUGCACUAUUAAAUACUAUAUUAUACACAUGCAUAAGCACUAAAAGCAAACAUAAAAACUAAAGCACAGCAUUCACAAAUUAUAAAAAGCUUAGCAAAGAUUCACAAGAAGCAGCACUAUUAUAUUUCAAGCUAUAACAUAAAAUAUAAAACUAUGCACAUGCAUUGCAAUGGCAUGAGUUGCCAUUCCAUGAGUUUAUUAGACUCUUGAAUUGGGUAAAAGAUGUUUCAGUUCUAAAGUGGUUUGGCAACUCAUUCCAUAGUUUGGCAGCAGAAUAUCUGAAAGAUUUCAAGCCAUACCUUGUUGUUCUUACGUCUGGUAUUUCAGCUAAAUUUUGGUAUCUGAAAGAAUAUUUUGUUUUUUUAAUAUUUAUAAGGUCAUGGAGGUAUACUGGAUUUUCAUGAUUGAGUGUUCUAAAGACCUCUAUUGCCAUGGUUCUUAGGCGUCUUACUUUAAGUGAUGGCAUUUUUGAUUUUAAAAGUAAGUCUUCAUAUGUGCUGUUGUGAUCCUGGUAAAUGAAGCGAAGUGCUCUUUCUUGUACUUUUUCAAUUUUUUUAGUGUUGGCCUCGCUGCAGAAAUGCCAGGACAAUGAACAGAAAUUAAAGUUUGACAUGAUAAAGGAGUGAUAUAUUGUUAAUUUUCCAAGUUUGUUUAAGUAUUUGCCAAGUCUUUUUAAUACAUUUAGUUGUCUGGAUGCUUUUUUGCAGAUGUUUGAUAUAUGCGUGUUAAAAUGCGUGUCAAUGGUGAUGCCUAAUAGUUUGACCUCUUUAUCACAUUUUAUUUUGUUACCUGCUAGAUCAAAUGUAAUGUUUUGCCCAUUGCCAAAGCUUGAAAUUUUUGGUCACCUUGUCAGGCUUAAAAAUAUGUUAAUAGGUCAGGAAAAAUGAGAAAUAUAUGAGAUAAGGUCAAUAAAAUUCCCAUAACUUACUCACUGUUGUCUUUGUUGGCGUUAUUGAUUGUGGUUUUUAUUCACCAAUUUUUCUCUUAUGACGCUUUGGUAUUCAUUUCAUAAAUUACAUAAUACAUGAAACCCAAACAAUAUGGGAAAAUGAAGUAUGGAAGUGGUCCCCCUGAGAGCUUUUACCAGUUAAAUUAAUUAACUGGUGAUUUAAACCCUCCAAUAUAAAUUUUACCUGAUUUCCUCACUGUUAUGUUUUGUUAGGAUAUGCAUCAUUCAAAGUAGUCCCAAAUGAUAACCCUCUCUUUUAUCACCAAUGUGGCCUUAUAACUAUAAUAGUCUAGUACUUGCCUGUUUCAUGCAAUUAUUGUCUCAUUUACAUAAAACUUUGUUUUUACUCAUACCAAAAUCAGCAUAAGAGCGCACUCUGGUUGCCUUUAGAUAUUAUUUUAUGUUCAGUCAUAAUGUCCUCAUUCUGUCCUUUUUGUUCUUCUGAUUUAUAAAAAACCCAUCAACAAUCAAUUUUGAUCAGUGUGAUGAUCAGAAACAGUGGAUUCAUUACUAUUCAUUCAUGAUCACUCAGAUACUGUGGAUUAAUUCCUAUUCGUUCAUGAAAAGAUACUGUGGAAACAUUACUAUUUGUUCAUGAUCAGAUAUUAUUGAUUCAUUACUAUUAGUUCAUGAUCAGAUAUUGUGGAUUCAUUACUAUUUGUUCAUGAUCAGACAUUGUGGAUUCAUUAAUAUUCGUUCAUGAUCAGAUAUUUUUGAUUGAUUACUAUUCAUUCAUGAUCACUCAGAUACUGUGGAUUAAUUCCUAUUCGUUCAUGAUAAGAUACUGUGGAUGCAUUACUAUUUGUUCAUGAUCAAAUAUUGUGGAUUCAUUACUAUUAGUUCAUGAUCAGAUAUUGUGGAUUCAUUACUAUUCAUUCAUGAUCAGAUAUUGGGUAUUCAUUACUAUUCGUUCAUGAUCAGAUAUUGGGGAUUCAUUACUAUUUGUUCAUGAUCAGAUAUUAGGGAUUCAUUACUAUUGGUUCAUGAUCAAAUAUUGUGGAUUCAUUACUAUUCGUUCAUGAUCAGAUAUUGUUUAUUCAUUACUAUUCGUUCAUAAUCAGAUAUUGGGGAUUCAUUACUAUUUGUUCAUGAUCAUUAUUGGGGAUUCAUUACUAUUUGUUCAUGAUCAGAUAUUGGGGAUUCAUUACUAUUUGUUCAUGAUCAGAUAUUAGGGAUUCAUUACUAUUGGUUCAUGAUCAAAUAUUGUGGAUUCAUUACUAUUCGUUCAUGAUCAGAUAUUGUUUAUUCAUUACUAUUCGUUCAUGAUCAGAUAUUGUUUAUUCAUUACUAUUCGUUCAUGAUCAUUAUUGGGGAUUCAUUACUAUUUGUUCAUGAUCAGAUAUUGGGGAUUCAUUACUAUUUGUUCAUGAUCAGAUAGUGUGGAUUCAUUAAUAUUCGUUCAUGAUUUGUACAUCGAGAGCAUGACAUGUUCACAAAAGUUUCAUUUGUAUUUGUUUUAUUUUGUUAUAUUGACCUGCUGAAUUAUAUGCAGUAUUUUAUUAUAUAUUUUGUUAACUUUUUGAGAUAUUUUAGUGACCUAAUCAAAAUUUGGUAAUGGAAAUAAAAAGAUUAUUAUAAUGAA